Messenger RNA from Pygocentrus nattereri (red-bellied piranha), 1354 nucleotides. RefSeq lists its product as uncharacterized. The transcript is spliced from 2 exons. The record is from RefSeq and is a predicted model, not a curated record. NCBI's taxonomy places the organism in Eukaryota, Metazoa, Chordata, Actinopteri, Characiformes, Serrasalmidae. The coding region runs from base 251 to 1282 and encodes 343 amino acids. Gene Ontology annotation, molecular function: GTP binding.
CGUGAUCUGGCAGGAAUGGAGCACCGAGCCAGAAAAGCACAACAACUAAAGACAUCUGCAGUAUUUAAAGAUAAAACAGAAAAAUAAAACCGUUCUGUUUAAAGAACACCUCCGUACAGUGGAGCAGCAGUGAAUACGCCACCCGUCUGCUCUCUGCUUGUGAAAGUGAAAGUGAAAGAAAGACCAUCGACAUUUUGCUGAAGACCUGCAAGCCUCGCUACGGCGAGGUGAAAGCUCUCUCUGACCAGUAAUGGAGCAUGUUACAGAAUCUGCUGAUAGGCAUGAGGUCCGGCUGAUGGUCAUCGGGAAAACCGGAGCUGGAGCGAGCGCCUCUGGAAACACUCUACUGGGACACAACCUGUUCCAGUCAGCGCGAAGCUUUUCUUCCGUGACACUCAGAUGUAAAGGCGAAACUGCUUUUGUUGCAAACAGAAGACUCACAGUAUUUGAUACACCAAAUUUCUUUAAUUCAUCCUGCCCUGACAUUCACGGGGAAGUCGAGAAGGGACUUCGCUCGUCUUCUCCUGGACUUCACGCACUGCUUUUGGUUCUUACACUGGACACUUACACCAAGCUGGAUGCAGAUGUGCUGACUGUAUAUAAACAGACAUUUGGCAAGGAAGCCCUGAAAUACACAAUCGUUCUCUUUACACAUGGAGACGAGGUUCAAGGUGCUUCGGUUGAACAGCUGAUUGAACAACACAGAGAGAUCUCCAACUUAGUAGAAGAGUGUGGUGGGAGAUACCAUGUACUUAACAAUAAGGAUCCAUCAAACAGGGCUCAGGUGACUGAGCUACUGGAGAAGAUAGACACCAUGGUGUCUGCUAAUGAGAACAGCUGCUACACACUAGAGAUGUUCCUCUAUGCCCAUGCAUUCACAGCACACUUUAAAAGAACAGUUCAGGCUGUUCUGCAAAUUAAGCCACAGUAUGUGUGUCUAGUUCUGAUUGUAGCCAUAGGAUGCAUUAACAUGCAGAAUAAAAGGUCUGGAGAUGUUAUGAAUUUUGGUCAUGGGUGUCUAACAGGAUUAGCUGCAGAAGUAGUAGGAGCGCUGUCAGGAAAAGCUUGGGAAGUAACCUUUACAAAUCUAAGCUGGGCUGCCAGGGGAUUUAAUCAUAAGUGUGCAGCCAGGAUAAAAUUCCUGGGCAUUCCAGUAGGCUCUGCUGCAGGGCUGAUAGUUGCACACUACAUAGGUCCUCAGGAACUGUCCAUUAGAGUGUUUUCAGGACUAGCUGGAGGUGUUGCAGCAAUUAUGGGAAUGUCUAAAUACAUCUACAUGUAAGUGAUGUACAAAAACAUAUCCUUAUACAGGUAUGAUUUGGAAUAAAAUUGUAUACUGGCCUUCUUAUAUAUA